AAAAGGGGAAAUGACAACAGUUUUGGUUUUUUGUUUGUCUUGAAAGAAGCAGAUAUAUCUUAAGUGCUUUUUGAAACAACACAAGGAUGCCAAGACCUUCUCUUCUCACUUUGAUAUUGGCCAGUGUUCUAAUUUCUGUAGCUGACAUGCUACCAGACAUGAGAUUGGCCAGUGGGUCUGAUUCAUGCUGUGGAAGAGUGGAGAUCCGGUAUAAUGGCCAGUGGGGAACCGUGUGUGAUGAUGACUGGGACAUGAAUGAUGCGGCUGUGGUGUGCAGACAGUUGCAGUGUGGCUCAGCCAUCAGUGCACCUCAAAAUGCCGCCUUUGGUCAAGGCCGAGGAUCGAUCUGGCUGGAUGAUGUUGGAUGUUCAGGAAGUGAAGGAAAUCUCAUAAGUUGUUCACACAGAAGAGGAAAUCACAACUGUAAUCAUGCUGAAGAUGCUGGUGUUGUUUGUUCAAGAGGUGACCUGGAGAGGCCCACUCUUUCCCUGAUCACUACACAUGCAGUUGUUUCUCCUGGAGAAAACAUUCAGUUCAGAUGCACAACACCUACAUCAAGAUGCAAUGCUGCUGCUGAAUUCCACCUCUUCAUAAAUGGAUCAUCUGUGUCCUCCAAGAAACACGUAUCUAGUUCGACUUUCAACCUUUUUAAUGUAGGCGUCUCACAUCAGGGCAUCUACAGCUGUAAUUACUCCUACCAAAACAGCAUUAUUAAGUCACCUUGGAGUAACACUGUUCAAAUCACUGUAGUGCACUUGCUGCAGCCCAGCGUGCCCCGCAUUGCUCCUGAUGGGUGGUUUGGCGUGGGACCUCAGGGGCCCGUGAUCACCAGGGGCCACAGUUUCACCAUCAUCUGUUCCACUGAAUCUCAGUAUCCUGGAGGCCUCUUCUACCUGUUUAGGGACUCAGAUAUCACCGAUUUUCAGUCAGCUGUUAAUCUCUCUGCCUCCUUCUCCUUUCCUGAGGCAGAUUAUUCCCAUGAAGGAAACUACAGCUGUGUUUAUGAAGUCAGUUUGUCCUCACGCACCUUCCGUUCGUCUGCCUCUGAACUGCUGGUCAUCACUAUCAAAGCCUCCCUGCUUCCAGUCAUCGGUGUUGCGGGGUCAGCUGCGCUGCUCUUACUGUCUGUCCUCGUAAUCAUCCUCCUGGUCAAGAGAAGACAAAAGCAAAAGAAAAAGGAAACUCAUUUUAAGUGCUCUUUUAAAAGAGGUCCAGCUAAUACGUAUGCAGACACAUCCUAUGACAAAAAAAAUGAAGAUGAUGAUGAGAAUGAUUAUGAAAAUGCUCAACUUAAUGAUAAAAACAUGUAUCAUGAUGAUGACUCUGAGGAGGACUACGUCAAUGUGGACACGGAUGACUCUGAGGACUAUGUCAAUAUGAACGUUAAUAUAGAGAAUAAAAGUGUGGUAGACAAAUCAAAUGAUAACAUUUAUGAAAUCUAUUAAUAGAAUUUCUGGGUGAACUUAAAAUGCUAUAAUUAAUGAGGAUCCAAACAGAUUAAAUGGUGACAGUAAAUGAUAUGAACAGAGACUAAACAAAUCUUUGCUUGUUUGUUUGGUCCCACUGACUUUUUGCCAGUGAAGAUUGUUUUCAAUAAAGAGAUACACUAUUUUCAUGAUA
Pimephales promelas (fathead minnow) is the source of this 1620-nucleotide messenger RNA. Lineage: Eukaryota; Metazoa; Chordata; Actinopteri; Cypriniformes; Leuciscidae. The record is from RefSeq and is a predicted model, not a curated record.